UGUGAUUUACGUUUCUGCGAUUUCGGUAUAUUUUUGUGUUUUAAUCAAAAAUGAGUAUGAUUCAGACAAACGUAGAAGAAACCUAUCAAGAGGCUCUCGAUGGCCUGGACAAACUUAACAUUAGCACAUCGAAUUAUGAUAACUUUCAUUCUCAAUCGGAAGACAUUCUUCGACUAUUUCUCGACUGCCAUAAAUCGGAAAAAGAUGUGCAAGUUGAAAUAGCACUCAAGUGUCUCAAGAUGCUGAAGCAGUCCUGUGCCUUGGGUCAAACCUUUCAAGAUGAGAUUAUUGGAAAGAAAAAUCUGCUACAAACUUUGAAUGGGAUACUUCAGGACGAAGCUGUAAGUGAAGACGUACGAAUCAGUUGCCUCCAACUAGUGGCAAAUUUGUGCGUUCAGAAUCCGCCUAAUCAGGCUUCUGUUCUGCGUGAAUUGCAAGGAUUUCUAUUCGAAUGUAUUGAAAGCAAUUCCCGCUUUGCUAAUGCGUCUGCUAUGAUCGUUUAUAAUGCCUUUUUGUCCAAAGCCAGCGACAGUUUGGAGACCCAGCAGUUACUGGAAGUGCUAUUAGUCAAUAUCGAGACUGCCCGGUUAGCUCAACAAGACUCACCAGAAUUUGUGUGCAUUUUCGUGGAAUAUCUGAUGUGCAAAACCGCUGAAAUAUUGGACGGCUACGAAAAGAUCAGUUUGGCGAAACGCAUUCAAUUUUUGCGGUAUUUAACAGAAUACAUACGCACGGAAGAUCGCCGCUCCACUCCAGUGAACCGUGAACUAUUCCGACAUUUAAUGCUUGAUUUUAACCAAAAAUGCGACUCGGUGUUGAAAACCACCGACAACUACUUGGAUCAGGACCAGUCCGAAGAACUAUUCACGCUACUCAUGCUGCUUUCGGACGCAACUUGUGUACACCCGUAUGGACAGUUUUUAAAAUUGUACAAAACUUUAUUUUUAAAUAUGGGCUAUUUGUUACGACAAUUGCAUGAGCUCGGCAAGAAUGAAAACGAUAACAUGUUUACUCCCGUUCAGAAAAUUGAAGAAAUUCUCAAAGUAAAGCAGGGUACAAGUAAAAUUAAAGUGGAAGAAGAUAUAUCGUUCUCGCUAAAGUCGUCGUUGGUAAAAGCGUUGGUCAAUCUGCUGUAUCAAAAUAAGACAAAUCAAAAUCUUGCCCGAGAAACGGGGUUUAUACCGGUGUUACUAGAAUGUACAAAUUUGGAUGCAAGAAAUCCACUUAUAAAAGAAUGGACAAUUUUGGCUAUUCGGAAUCUCUGCGAGGAUAACUUGGAAAAUCAAAAAUUCGUUGCGUCUUUGUCAAAGAUAGGCGACGCAGAAAAUUCAUUGGUCUCCGAAUAUAACGCUGAAGGGGGCACUAUUCGGAUAUCCUCGCGAUGAAGCAAUAGAUGAUGAACGAACAUGAAUUACACAGGUAUGUUUGUAUUUGGCUGCCUGACUAGAAUGGAAUUAUAGAAACAGUUUGCUUGGAAACUGUUCGUAGAAUAAAGCUGGAUUCGGCUUGCUUAUCGACUUGUGUUCAAAGCUAAAAUAAAAGUCAUUAGUAAAUA
Messenger RNA from Sabethes cyaneus, 1555 nucleotides. Its product is annotated as ataxin-10. The coding region runs from base 51 to 1385 and encodes 444 amino acids. Gene Ontology annotation, biological process: neuron projection development. The transcript is spliced from 4 exons. The record is from RefSeq and is a predicted model, not a curated record. NCBI's taxonomy places the organism in Eukaryota, Metazoa, Arthropoda, Insecta, Diptera, Culicidae. Gene Ontology annotation, cellular component: cytosol.